Messenger RNA from Acaulospora morrowiae, 1194 nucleotides. The record is from the annotation of a GenBank genome assembly. NCBI's taxonomy places the organism in Eukaryota, Fungi, Glomeromycota, Glomeromycetes, Diversisporales, Acaulosporaceae.
AUGGCAACUAGUAGGCCUUCGCGACAUCACGGUUUUCGCUACGCGGCGGAUCAUGAUCGACUAAAGCGCGCUUUGCUACAGCCAGUUCAAUCUUGGGAUAAGAAAUGGCAGUAUCCCAACAACGGAGGAAAAAACUUUAAAAUAUUAAAAUGGACAAAAUCCGAUAGGAAACUAACAUUUAACGACGAUGAUGAUGAUGACGAGAGCGGAACCGUGAGGAUGACUCGACAAAAUAAUAAUUUUGAGGACACGCCGACACCAACGGCGUCAAUCAUUCAACCUCCAACCGAAGCCUCCACUCCUCAACCUUCAGAAACGGAAACCGAUUCAACUUUAUUAAGACCACACAUAACGUCAUUGCCAAAGUCAUCAUCGUUACUUCGUCAAGCCUCUCUUACUUCCGCGGUGUCAACUCCUGGAGAUAACUUGAAUACGAACAACAAUAAUACACCACUUGAGGUUGAAUCGUCGGUCGCCAAUUCACCAGAAAUUGAGGAACUAGAGGAAGAAGAGGGAAUGGAGGAGGUGGAGGUGUCUAACGCGAAAGAGAAGCAUGAAGAUUUAGGAUAUGGCAAGCACAAGGAUAACGAUGACCUAUUCAAUCGACAGAGAAGUGGUUUCAAUGAGACUAAAGAAUACAUCAACAAGUCAUCAAGUGGUUACGAGGACCAGGCUAACGAAGAUCAUGACGAAGAGUAUGAAGACGAACAAAAUGAAGAUUAUGACGAUAAUCGAAUAGACGAAGAUUACGAUGAAAAUAUUGAAGAUUAUGAUGGCGGUCAGAGCGAUGACGAAGGUGAUCAAAAUGAAGAAUAUGGCAAUCCAGUUCAAGAUUACGCUGAGCAACUUAGCGAAUAUGAAGAAGAUCCAAGUAGCGAUUAUGGUCGGACCAGCGAUUAUGGUGGACAAUCUAACUCGUACAUCGGUAGAGCCAGCGAUUACGAUGACGCACAAGAGCAAAAUGACACGUAUGGUGAGGCGCUGAGCGAAUAUGAAGAGCAUAGUAGCGAUUACGGUGAACAGCAAAGUGACAAUGAUGAACAAACGAAUGAUUUUGUUGGGCAAUCUGAGGAGCCCACAGAUCAAUCUCAUAUCACUUAUCACGACCAAGUGACAGCUUUCGUUGAUCAAAACCUUACAGAAGCAAAGGAAGUUGAAGAUGGAGAAUACGAGAAUUUGGGUCAAUUACAUUGA